This is a messenger RNA of Aspergillus candidus, 1528 nucleotides long. RefSeq lists its product as uncharacterized. The transcript is spliced from 2 exons. NCBI's taxonomy places the organism in Eukaryota, Fungi, Ascomycota, Eurotiomycetes, Eurotiales, Aspergillaceae. The record is from RefSeq and is a predicted model, not a curated record. The coding region runs from base 300 to 1202 and encodes 300 amino acids.
GUCUGUUUCAGCCUGGUUGUUUUGUCUCUUCCCGCCGAUCCGACACCCACGAUCUGAGACCUGGAUGCUUCUAUUUCGAGGAGAUAGCCGCGAUGCGGAUUAAAAUAGCUUCAUCAUGCGGGUGUUGAAACGGUGAGGAUGUUCUAUAACUACUUCGUGUGUCCUGUGGUCUGGAUGGAUUUAUAGCUUCAAUCUUUGGUCUUCCUUUGGCUUGUCGUGGGAUUCGCGACGGAGACAUAUUCUUCGAUCUACACCUCAGUAUAGGUAGUGGAGUGAGUGAUCUUACCAGAUCGAUCAGCAUGAUCCUCCCCCACAACAUCCACCCCUCCUAUCCACUUCUACACACCCGAUCAAACAGUAACCCAAGCGACAACACCACACAAGUCAUCGUCGGUGUCGUUGUAGGCGGCGUCGCAGUCAUCGCUAUGACGGCAGGAAUCCUCAUCUUCUUCCUCAAAAAGCGCAAACGCGACCGUGCAUCCCAGCACGACGACCAGUCUCUCGCCCUGCACGGCUCCGUCAGACACGGUCGCAAAUCCCGUGACGAUGCCAUCACAGCGCAGCGCCCUUCGUCUUCUUUAUCUUUUCCCCAUCCUAUCCACACGGUGGGCGUAGGCGUCGAUUCGCGCGCUCACAACCAGUCUCCGUCUCCGCCGCCUGCGUAUCAGCCUCGUCUCCCGGUGUAUGAUCCGUCGCGGUAUCAGAGAGUUGAUGCCCCGCAGCAUCAGAUGGGAUGGCCGUCUGUGCCGAUGCCGUCGCAUAUGCAAGCGCAUGCGUAUUCGCACACGCAGACACAGAUGCAGAUAGCUCCUACUCACCUAGCUCCAACUCAUCCCACCCCAAAUUACCUCGUCCCUAGUCAGCAGCGACAGCAACAGCAACAGCGACAGCCCCAGCAUCAGCAGCACCAGCACCAGCAGUAUUAUCUCGCAGAUGGGGCCCCCGUGCCCUACCCCCAGCCGCCACUUGCUGUGCCGCACAGCCAGACCAACACGAACCGCUUCUCGUUUGAGCCGCGGCAGUCGUGGGUGCAGAUGGCUCCUGAAGAUGUUGCUGUUGCUCGGGCAGCGCAGGCGUCAUCUUCCCCUGCCAACUCUCCUCCUACAGGAGGAGAAGCAGAAGACGAUAGACCGGCAGGAGAGACGCAGCGACCGCGCAGAAAAAGACCGGUGCUGUCCCGGCUAAUCACUAAUUUGGGGUAGACAGUGGAUGGGGAUCGUAUAGCUGUGGUUUGGUUUUGUUAAUGGUGUUUGGGUUUGGUGUUUGGGGGAGAUGGAAUGGUACGGUGUUUGGACUUGAUUUCUUUUUUUUCACAGCCAUGUCGUUCUUUGAAUUGAUGUUCUUGAGGGUCUUGCUUUGGCGGUCACGAUGCUCAUGAUGACUGAUAAAACCAUGAAUGAUAAUGAUUAUGACUGAUUUUGUCUUUGUAGACAAUGUUUUUUUGGUAUGAAUGGGUAGUGGAUUAGGACGAUAUACCAGUCUGUCCAUGAUAUAUGAGACUAGGAAUAGACAGGAUAGACAAUGUACU